UUUGAGACACCACCGUCUUUAUUUGAUAUCAACGUUUACUCUCUCUCUCUCUCUCUCUCUCUCUCUCUCUCUGUGUUUGUGAAAGUGUUUGCGUAAGCAAUGGAGCAAAAAUCUAGCUGACGCUCUAAUUUCUCGAGAAAAUUGAGAAGUCUCUUUAUAAAAGACAAGAAAAGCUUGCAUAUGAAUCUUAAUGAAAAUUGAAUGUUUUUGGAUAUUUAGUGCCAAGUGCUGCGGGGAUCUUGUUGCAAAUUCACCGUAUUAGACAAGUUUUUUGUUCAUAAGGAGAAUUUGGGAAAAAGUGCAAAAAGUCGGAAAUUUCAUUACCACGGAUCUAUGCAUUCUUGCCUUAGAAGUCCAUUGGCUGACUUAGAUGGAUGAUCUUUCUCUUGAAACAAAUAGCAACGCUCGAACUGACCAAUACCCUUUGCUUAUGGAGCGGAUAGAAAGCGAUAACAAUCAUGAGCACAUACUUGAUAUAUCUAGAAAUGAUGAUGCUUCAUCAAGUUCUUCUCGUGAUGAUCAUUCAGUUAGAAUGGAUUCAAAUCAGCAUGAAGAUCAACCAUCAAGUAGCACACAAGCCAGCUCUUAUCAAAAUUUUUUGUCUUCAUCAAAUAGAUUAAACUCUAGGAACUCCUCAUUGAGGAGAAGAGGUGAUGGCUAUGGUCGUCGCCGUAGGAGCCCAUUGAACUCUGGGCUAUGGAUCUCUGUUGAGCUAAUUGUCACUGUGAGUCAAAUUAUAGCAUCUAUUGUUGUUUUGUCAUUGUCAAGAAAUGAGACUCCGCAAACCCCAUUGUUUGCAUGGGUCGUGGGUUAUGCAUCUGGUUGUGUUGCAACACUUCCUAUUCUUUACUGGCGUUAUCGUAACCGCAACCAGGGAACCGAGCAAGAUUCUCCUCAAUCACGUCAAGGCUCUUCUUUAAACAAUCCUCCUGAACCUACAUCUUAUACUGCUAUCUCUGUUGCUCAAUCUUCAGAAGAGGAAAAUCUUCAGACCUCAGAAUCUCUCUCAAGGAACAAUCAAAUUGGAACCUUUAGUACACGACUCAAUGGAUUAGUUGACCAUUUCAAGAUGGCCUUAGAUUGCUUCUUUGCGGUCUGGUUUGUUGUGGGCAAUGUGUGGAUAUUUGGAGGUCACUCUUCACCCUCUGCUGCACCCAAGUUGUAUAGGUUAUGUAUAGUGUUUCUUACCUUCAGCUGUAUUGGAUAUGCCAUGCCUUUCAUACUAUGUGCAACAAUUUGUUGCUGCUUACCUUGCAUAAUUUCUGUUUUGGGCCUUCGUGAGGAUCUUUCUCAGGCUAGAGGAGCGACCACAGAAUCUAUCAAUGCUCUGCCAACCUACAAGUUCAAGUUGAAGAAAAAUGGAAACAUUGAGGAUGAGGAAAUCAAUGGAGUGAGUGAAGGUGGGCUUUUGGCUGCAGGAACAGAAAAGGAACGUUCCAUAUCAGGAGAAGAUGCGGUUUGUUGUAUCUGCCUGGCAAAAUAUGCAGACGAUGAUGAACUGAGGGAGCUGCCCUGCUUUCAUGUCUUUCACGUGGAUUGUGUUGACAAAUGGUUGAAGAUCAAUGCAUUAUGUCCCCUUUGUAAAAGUGAGGUCAGCGAGUGCAACGUCAACUCAUCUUUAGAGAGAGACACCAGCCAGCACUAGAGUGAAGAAGACACUACACAGGUCAGCCAUUGGUGUGACCUAUCCGGUGAGUUCUGUGUUAUGACACCUUGAGUCUCAUACCCUUAUUGUUGUUGCCAACAUGGAGUCACAUCACAUGCAAAACCUCUAGCAAAUUCCAUUUGUUUUGAAGAAUGAUGCAUUUGUGAUUUGAUAGCAGCUGAGACCAAUGUCCCAGCAAAGGUGGUUUGGCCCUAGCAUCAUAUAAGGCAUGUACAUGCUUAUAUUUAUAUUGAGGACUUAAAGAGUGCAAAUUUACCUUAUCCUGCGUUCUAUCAUCUGUGAAAUGUUGCUUUGUAAAAAAUGACAAAACUUUCCUAUUAUCUGCCCCUUCACUGGUACAGCCCUCUUGUACCCCAUUGCUUGAAGGUGUUCAAUGAGUAAUGUAUAUAUAAUAUUUAGUUCUUCGAUGCAA
This is a messenger RNA of Quercus robur (English oak), 2078 nucleotides long. Its product is annotated as E3 ubiquitin-protein ligase At1g63170. Bases 371 to 1645 code for a protein of 424 amino acids. Lineage: Eukaryota; Viridiplantae; Streptophyta; Magnoliopsida; Fagales; Fagaceae. The transcript has 5 exons. The record is from RefSeq and is a predicted model, not a curated record.